GAGGCUCAUCCACUCCUGCUCCGGCUUGCACUGGGCUGUAGACUUGCCUCUGCAUAACCAACCUGAUCUUGUAUAAAUAUCCCAUCAUUUCUGAGCUUCCCCUCCAGGACCAGGCACCCUAGAAACAAAAGAAGAAGAUGAAAAAUAUUUCGGCAGUGCUUUUUCUCCUUGUUGCUCUAGCAGCAACUUCUCAUGCAACAUGUUUCCGGAACCCCCUUCGUCUCCUAACUGAUGACCAAACCUCCCAUGCAGAAUGCAUAACCAGUCCAAUCCAUCUUCUCAGGCCAAAAUCUGGAGCUGCUGGCCAUAACGUCCCACAAAUCAACUGCCUAAGCUGGCGCCUGGCCGUGGAAACCUACAACCUGCGUAAUUGGAAGUUGGUUCCUGAAUCCUGCGAAAACUAUGUAGGUCAUUACAUGCUGGGCAAGCAAUAUCGUGAGGAUUGCGAUGCUGUGGCUGAUAUUGCUAUUGCAUAUGCUAAAAACCUCACUCUUGCUGGUGAUGGCAAGGAAAUUUGGGUCUUCGACAUAGACGAGACUUCUCUCUCCAAUGCUCCGUACUAUGCACGUUCCGAUGUUCAAUUUGGGGCAAUACCAUACAACGAUACAAAGUUUAAUGCUUGGGUGGCUGAGGGAGUAGCACCUGCAGUGCCUGGAGUUCUUCGUUUGUACAAGACACUGCUGUCUUUGGGGAUCAAGCCCGUCUUCAUAUCAGGAACAAAAGAAGUAUACAGAGAAGUGAGGAUUUCCAAUCUCAAGAAUGUCGGUUAUCGCAAAUGGGAAAAGCUUAUACUAAAGGGAGAGAAUGACACGGGUUCAGCAGUGGUGUACAAAUCCAACAAGAGAACGGAGCUAGUGGAAGCAGGGUACAGAAUUGUUGGGAACAUUGGAGAUCAGUGGAGCGAUUUGCUGGGGACAAAUGUUGGCGACAGGACCUUCAAAGUACCGGAUCCGAUGUAUUUCAUCGGUUGAGAAAAACGGAAAAUCUUUCUGAUUUUUUCACGAAUUAAUAAGUUGUGUUGUGCACGGUGCACCAACCAGCUCAUCGCGCGAUUUUGGAGUUGUGUCACUUCAGCUCAAAGUCUAUCUAAUGAGUAAUGAGGUCUAUGUCGGCAGCAACCAGCAUCCUCUCCCCUUAAUUAUCUCUGUACUGUGCAAUCUCCUUGACAACUUUCUUAGACUAUUCCUAAAUAAAAAAGUCCUUUCUUUUACUA
Messenger RNA from Coffea eugenioides, 1213 nucleotides. Its product is annotated as acid phosphatase 1-like. The transcript is spliced from 3 exons. Gene Ontology annotation, molecular function: acid phosphatase activity. The coding region runs from base 138 to 971 and encodes 277 amino acids. NCBI's taxonomy places the organism in Eukaryota, Viridiplantae, Streptophyta, Magnoliopsida, Gentianales, Rubiaceae. The record is from RefSeq and is a predicted model, not a curated record.